Messenger RNA from Lepisosteus oculatus (spotted gar), 2256 nucleotides. It is a transcript of the gene wdr73, whose product is annotated as WD repeat domain 73. Gene Ontology annotation, molecular function: protein binding. Lineage: Eukaryota; Metazoa; Chordata; Actinopteri; Semionotiformes; Lepisosteidae. Gene Ontology annotation, cellular component: cytosol; spindle pole. The record is from RefSeq and is a predicted model, not a curated record. Gene Ontology annotation, biological process: cytoplasmic microtubule organization.
UGACCCGGAAGCAGUUGUGGAAACAUAGGCUUGCACUUCCUACUUCGCCACCAUGGAGCCAUCCGUGUAUGAAGAUGAGGUUGAUGACUGGUUUAUCGAAUCCUUACAUCUGUAUGGGGAUCUCCAUUUGUUUGAACUUCAAGAUCCGACACGAGUCAUCGAAUGGACUGGAGGAAAAAGUAUCUGUGUAGCUGGCUAUGGAGCUAGUAGCACAAGGAAUGAAAUCCUGCAGCUGGCACUGCCUCAGAAACUCUUCGUGAAAGAAAACCAGGGCCUGUGCCCUGAACGAGACUUCAAGGUGGAGCACGGUGGCUUCUCAGACACGCCCAUCGAUUGCCUGAAGCAUGUCUCUGGAACAAGGACGCUGGUGUCCAGUGGUCCCUCAGACAACACUCUGCACAUCUGGCAGAUAGGAGACGAAGACAGCGAUGUCAUCAGAAGAGCCGGAGUGAUCGAACCGGAGGUCCGGGUGAAGGCAGGGAGCAGGGUUGCCUCCGGGGUUUCCAGGACGCCUUGUGUCCUUCAUGCCUCUCGGAUCAAAGACCUGCAGAUCACCGAGCUGGAAUCGCGACGGGUGCUCUACUCAGUGGCUGCAGACUGCGCGGACAGGGUGAGCGGCCUGGAGUUCCUGGCCGCCGACGUGUUCCUGGUCUGCGCAGACAGCGGGGGCCUGUGGCUGUGCGACGUGAGGGACCCCGCCGGUCUGCGGCCCACAGCCACCCCCGAGGGGCAGGGCCCGCGCUGGCGCAUGGGUGUAAAGAAGGGGCAUUCCCACGUGGAGGCUGCCUCCGGCUCUGUGGCGCGGCUGUCCUCCUCCUGCCAGGUCCUCGUCACAGAUCUGCGGAGUCCGAGAAGCCCCCUGUGCCAAGCCAGGCUGAAUAUUCACCACGACAGCCCCAAUGCUGACUUUAUGGCUGUGACCUGGGCUCCGGCUUUAGACGACUGUCUGGCUGUGUCAGGUUUCGACGGAGCUGUGCGCGUGUACGAAACAAAGGCCUGGAGCCCGAACGCCGCGGAAGCAGAGCCUCUGUUUGUUCACAAGGGCCACAGCCUGUCGCACGGGCCCGAGAGCGGCCGGGGCGCGGCUGUGGUCACCACACACGUCUGGCACCCCUGGAAACCCAGGACAGUGCUGUCUGCAGCCACCAAUGGGUCUCUGCAUGUCUGGGACUGGGUCGACAACCAGGCCAGCGGCCGGUAAAGGCAGCGGAGGAUUUCACAGGGACCUGCCUUUGGAUUGGGGGGCGGUGGAACACUUCCCCUGCCCCAGUGUGAAGAAACUGGACAUCUUGUCCAAUGAGGUUUCUAUAGGUUGUGGAAAAAACUGUACACUCAAAGACUGCUAUCAGCAUGACUGUAGCCUGUGCUCUUUUUGGGUACUGCAGGAAAAAGUCAAAUGAAUCAUUUACUGUAUACUUGAUUUUCACAGCUAAUUUUUUUUGUAUAUAUAAACCUCAAUUCUGCUGCUGCUGAAAGGAGUAGCAUAUUUUUUUCCUUGUGAGAUUAAUCAAAAUUCUAAUGAGAAAACCUUCUGCAGCCUAACACAUAGUAAUGCACAACACCUCAUUAGUUCCUUUAACGUAAUGCCUUACCUGGCUGCUUUACAGGUAAUUGGGCUAAUUCUGUUUCAGGAUACUGACUUGCAGUUUUAAUUUUCUUUAUGUAAUUUAACAAAGCAUCUUUCAACAGCUUCAAACAAGGAUGGCUUGUCCUUAGGAUUGUUUCAGUAUCUUUCACAACUUUUACUGCAGUGAAGUAAACUUAAUUUGUACACAGCUUUUUGUGUUAGAAUAUUAAGUUUCAUACUUUAAACAGUCAAUACCGUCUUUCAUCAGCAAGAUAUCUUAUUCCCAAGUUAAGUGUAAUUUAUAUAUCUCUUUAAUGGAAAGAUCAUAAGAGAAUCAUUGGCUUUUAUAUGCAACAAUUCAUUCAAAGCCUUCACUACUGGUUUGUAUCAUAAUAUUGAUGUUAUUUAUACUUCUUAGUCUGCUUUCAAAGAAAGAAGGUGAUGGUUAGAUUUUUAAAAGAAAAUCAUAUUUGCAGUUGCUUAAAUACCCUUUGCCUAGAACAUCUUUAAAUCAGUAGAAGUACAAAAUACACUAUUUUGUAUCUAUUUUCUGUAAUGGACUCUUUACUCUGUAAAGGCAAAAUGACUAUUGAUCUUACUCUUGUGACCAACUGUUGAGAUCUUUAAUGACCAAGUAAUCAGGACUCCAGUUGAAUAUACUUUUUUAUGUAUAAAGACAAAAACAUUAA